Erigeron canadensis is the source of this 1646-nucleotide messenger RNA. Its product is annotated as phospholipase A1-IIdelta-like. Gene Ontology annotation, biological process: lipid metabolic process. The record is from RefSeq and is a predicted model, not a curated record. Gene Ontology annotation, molecular function: glycerophospholipid phospholipase A1 activity. The coding region runs from base 92 to 1366 and encodes 424 amino acids. NCBI's taxonomy places the organism in Eukaryota, Viridiplantae, Streptophyta, Magnoliopsida, Asterales, Asteraceae. The transcript has 2 exons.
UGUAGCCACACCAUCUCCUAAAAGAACACCCAUCACCAAUUUUAGUCCAAACAUAACUUAUUUUCAAACAAUUUAGGUUGAUCCUCAUUAGAUGGACUCAAAAACAUAUGAUGAGCUCCAUGGAAGCAACAAUUGGAGUGGCCUUCUUGACCCUUUAGACCUCGACCUGCGCACUCUCGUUAUUGGCUACGGUGACCUUGCAUCCGCUGCAGAACGCGCUUUUAAUAACGAUCAAGGAUCCAAGUACAAUGGCUAUUGCCAUUACGGAAAAAGCUCGUUCUUCAAAGGAGCCAUGCUCCCUUGGGCUGAUUCUAAGUACCAAGUCACUUCUUUCAUUUAUGCCACCUCUAGUAAUUUACUCAAUAAUAACCCUGAUGAACCAGGAAGUGAUCAAUUGGAUUCAAACUGGAUGGGUUACAUAGCGGUAUCUAACAAUGAGUUCAGUAAGUCCAUUGGCCGACGUGAAAUAUGUAUGGUGUGGCGUGGGACGGUCACGACUUAUGAGUGGAUAGAUGAUAUUGUGGGUGCAAAGCCAGUACCAGCUGACCCAUUGCUCCCUAGUACAAACACUACUACUAAUGCAGAUGAAGGGCUCACAGGUACAGCUACACCACAAGUUAUGGGUGGAUGGCUUAUGAUGUACAAUACAAGUGACCCAAACUCAAAGUUUAACAAAUCAAGUGCCAGAAUUCAACUCUCCGAACGAAUCAAAGAAUUACUCGCUACGUACAAGGACGAGAAAGUAAGCAUAGUAUGUGCAGGACAUAGUCUUGGUGCCUGUUUAGCAGUUUUAUCGGCUGUCGACAUUGCUAGAAAUAUCGUGACACCUGAUAUCCACGUGUCGGCUUUCAUUUUUGCCUGUCCACAAGUCGGGAAUCAAGCAUUUAAAGACAAAAUCGAAGAACUGCCUAAUCUUAACAUACUAAGGGUAAAGAAUGAUCCAGACAUUAUUCCAUUUUGGCCAAGUAAGAUAACUAAAUGGAUUGAUGAUAACCAUUGGGUGAGUAUACCAAGUGAAUUGCUAGUGUAUAUUGAUGUUGGUAUCGAGAUUUUAAUCGACACCAAAAAAUCGCCAUACUUGAAAGAUGAAAGCCGGUUGAAUGGCAUGCUUCAUCCAUUGGUUUUUCAUAACUUGCAAGGUAUGUUGCAUAUUUUAAGUGGUUGGAAUGGGAUGGAUGGUGAGUUUGAUUGGAGUUUAAUGAAGAGAGGUUUAGGAUGGGUGAAUAUGUCAACUGAUUUUUUGAAAAAAGAGUUUGAAAUACCAGUGAAUUGGUGGGGUGAGAAAAACAGUGGAAUGGUGCUUAAUGAAAAUGGUGAUUGGGUUUUAUCACCAUUGGAUCCUAAUGAUCAUGAUAUACCGGUGUAAGGGCGGUAUUGUCCCAGACUUAUCGGGUUCAAACAGGUGUUGUCUGGACCCGAUUUCGGGAAGAAUUACUAUCGUAAUUAAGGACAAUAAUUUGGUGGUAAUCUUACGUUAGAAAAAAAAUAAGGUGUUUGGUGUUUAGCUAAAGUGUGAGUAGGCAAACCCAAACAAAACCAUGAUUGUAAUAAAUUUUUAAAAGUUAUGUUGUAACAGUUUAAUUAUGCCUUAUUUCAGUUUGAUGUAUACUGAUUCAUACUACAUACUAGUUUCAAUAUUUGUGCGA